AAAACAACAGAUGACGUAACACGGAAGCUGAGCUCUCAGGUCCAUGGUUAGUGAUCCGUGACAGCAGCCUGUAGCGUUAGGUCUCAGUGAGCGUCAUUUAAUCAGAGAGGAGUCAGGCCCGAUCGGGAUGAAGGGCUGUGUUACCGUGCUGCUGCAGCUCCUGCUGGUGGGACACAGCGCGAGCUGGGAUGACGGCAGCGUGCUGCUGAGGGAUGUCCAGACGCUGACUCUGUACCGGGGCCGCUACACCACAGCGAGGCGCUCCAGUCCCGUGCUGCAGCUGCAGUGUGUGGGAGGUUCUGCGGGAUGCCGCUUCAGCCCAGAUGUGGUUCAGUGUCAGAACAAAGGCUGGGAUGGGGUGGAUGUGCAGUGGGAGUGUAAGACUGAUAUGGACAAUGCCUACCGAUUUGGUCGCAUUGAGGUGAGCUGUGAGGGCUACAGCCACCCUGAUGACGCCCACAUCCUGAGGGGCUCCUGUGGGCUUGAGUACACUCUGGAGCUGACUGAAGGGGGCCGGAGGACAGCCCAGGGCAGCGGGGGGACGCAUGGUGGAUUUAAAAGAGGGCUGUGGAGCUUCGCCUCCAGUUUCUUCAGUGGUUUCUCUGGAAACAAGCAUCAGGGUCAACAGCAGACCCAUCAGAGCUCGUACCCCUCAGGCGGGGAGGACUCAUCAGGCCUGCUGGGGGUCGCUAUGCUUCUGCUCUUAGCCUUUGGUGUCUACAAGCUGUUCCUCAGCGGGAACACAGCCCAGGGGGGGCAGGACGGAGAACAGGCUGGUUACCCAAGAGAUGAUCACCACAGCUCCAACACACGACCCCCACCCCCGGGAUUCAAGCCUGACUUCACAGGCAGCUCAGGUAAUAUGUCAAGCACGAUACACGCUGCAGUGCGAAGCGUGAUCACAUCCCACUCCCUGAAACUUCAAUCUGUUCUUGUUGUGUGUUCAGGCUAUGCUGGUGCCAACCCUGGCUAUGGUUUCCACAGUGACUACACUCACAACAGACAACAGUUCCCAGGAGGCCAGGCUCGCCCCAGAACAGGUGGAGGCUUCUGGACUGGGAUGGGAACAGGAGGGCUGCUGGGAUAUAUGUUUGGCAGUCAGAGAAGUCAGCCCCACAGCAACUCCUACUCAUCAUACACUGACCGCCGUCCUGCUGCUGGAGGCUCCUCCACUUCUUCCUCUGGGACACGCACUGCUUCAGGGUUUGGAGGAACCAAGAGAAGAUAGAAGCCGUGAAGGCGGAUGGACCAUGGAUGGCACUGAGAAUAAUACAAGAACAUAUAAACACAUGAUGAAGCAUCAGGAGAAGACCUUUCUUCAUGCACAGAGGAACUCGUCCAACAACAGAGUAACAGCAGCAUGCUGAGCCUGGGUCCUCUGGAGGCCUCUGAUGUCAGCCGCUGACAGGAAUCCCUGUCUGACGGACUUCUUCUCUGAAGUGUGGCUUCCGUGUUGUUUGGAAAAGCUUGGCAUUACUUUGAUGUGUUUUCAUAAGAUGAUGUCGCAGUUGUUUAUUGAUCCAAUUAGCAUUGCAUAUUCAGAUGUCAUGUUGCAGUGUGCAUCCACUCUUUUAUUGCUAAAUUGUAUUUGUUUAUUAAUUGUAUUUUGGUUGAGGAAAUGGCUUGUUGUCUGUGUGCAUGAGUGUGUUCUGCCUCAGAUGAAGAAAGAUCUAUGAAACGUGUAACACCGUUGCAUUUUUACUAGACAUAAAAUAAAAGGAAGAUAUGGAGAAAAGAAUAUGCACACAACAAAGGCCAGAAUCAUGAUAGAACUGGUUCUAUCUGGUCAUCAGUUAAGUGUUUUUCCACUUCCAGCAUCGGUUUUCCUGCUAGCACUCAUACCUUUGUUUCUAUAUUAUUCAAUAAAUGUAGUUAAAGAUGUGUAAAGCGAAUUUGAAGUGUUUUAUUAAGAUGACAUUAGUUUUAAGACACGUAAGAUAUUUUGGUGACAAUCCAAUAAAAUCUAAAAACAUA
Messenger RNA from Eleginops maclovinus (Patagonian blennie), 1974 nucleotides. It is a transcript of the gene saraf, whose product is annotated as store-operated calcium entry-associated regulatory factor. Bases 128 to 1228 code for a protein of 366 amino acids. Gene Ontology annotation, cellular component: endoplasmic reticulum membrane. Gene Ontology annotation, biological process: regulation of store-operated calcium entry. The record is from RefSeq and is a predicted model, not a curated record. Lineage: Eukaryota; Metazoa; Chordata; Actinopteri; Perciformes; Eleginopidae. The transcript is spliced from 6 exons.